AUGGGACAAACUCAUGCUAAUUUUGCAGGGGAUUCUAACACCAACGGCAAGGUGGAUGAUUUAAACGCAAAAUCCGCUGGACCAGGCCUAGGUGAAACCAAAUCCAAGAAAAAAACUAUUCAGCAGACAAUUGACGCCAGUACGAAACGAGCCGCACACAAUUAUUCACAACCCACAGAAAACAACUAUUUCAGAAAACCCGUCGGCUUAGCGCAGCCUAAACCUAGAAAACUCCCACCGUUAGAACUAGCUGCAGAUUCUAGAAACAUCCCGGUAGAUACCGCUUAUACGUACUCAAUUGACGGAAACAGGGUUAAACGGAAAAACGGAAACAAAUCCGAAAAUAAUUAUACGAAAAUUAUGGCGAGUAAUGUAAAGCAGUCUGUUCACCCGGAAGUAAUCCGACAACAAUAUACGGAAUGUCCAGAAUGUUCCAAGAACUACAAUGACUUCUUACAAGUGCCACGUGUUCUGCCAUGCCUGCACGCGAUGUGCAUCUCGUGCCUAGAGUCAACUGCGACACGUGGUACCGUAAAGUGUCCAACGUGCGAUAUACGUCAUAAUGUUCCGAAUGGUGACCUUGAACAAUUCCGACCAGACGAAACAAGACUUUUCCUUGCCAAUCAUAAUAGGGUACAAGCUAGGAACCCAGAGAUUACGUGCCAAGAAUGCAAGAAUACUACACGUCUUUCUCAAUAUAGAUGCAAAGAAUGUGCGCAGUUUCUAUGCGCAGACUGUAAUGAUGCGCACGGACGUACUAAAGUUACCAAACGACACCACAUCCUUGGUCUUGAUGAGCUACGAGAAGCUCCACUUGAUGAUUUCCAACAAGUACAUUACUGUAACGUUGCAGGUCACGAGGAACAACCAUACGCCUUCUACUGCAUGUCGGAUUCGUGCGACCAUCCGGUAUGCGCUCUGUGCGCAGUCGCAGAACACCAAGAGUCAAAAGGUCAUGACAUCCGAGAUAUUCACGAAGUUUACGGAGAUGUCCGGAGAACAAUUGAAGGGCUAAUGUCUGAUGUGAAGCACCGUACUCUUUCCGCACAAGACACCGCGACUUCGAUUGAAAAUACAGUUGAUGGCCUAGAUACUAACCUUCACCUAACGAUAACGAAUAUAGAUUCUUCUUUCGACGCCGCCAUCAAAGCGCUCGAACGCAGACGAGUUGAACUUAAGGACAAUGCACAUGCUAGGAUUAGAGAAAAGAAAAAGAGAUUAGACAGCCAGAUGGAUAGCAUCAAUUUUCAUAUCGCGUGUAUGGAAGAUGCAAACGAAUUUUCCGGAAAUAUCACGCUGUACGGAAGCGAAUCGGAGCUACUAUUUUUCAAAGAUACAAUUGUCGACCGUCUGAAUUUUCUUCGCGAUGAAGAGUUUGAUACGAUCCCACACGACAACGACGAACUGAAAUUCAAAGGAAAGAAACUUGGUGACGAUUUCAAUAAACACGUUCGAGAUAUGGGCGAGAUUUGGACCACAUCUGCGUACGGACCAAACACGCACGUGGAUAUGAAGGACGUCAUCAGGGAUCGCGAGCAGACGAUAAUGAACAUUACACUAUUUGAUAGUGAUGGCGUUCAACAGUCUGAUGGUGGCGAUGAUCUACGAGUUGAAGUUUCGGACCCGUCCGGGCGCCGACGAAAUGCUACUGUUGUUGAUAAUACCGCCGGUGAUGGACGUUACAAGGCAAUAUUUAUGGGUACAACAAAGGGUAAACACCGCGCGACUGUCUACGUACACGGCAACCCAAUGCCAAGUGAUCACGUGUUUCGCGUGUCUACGCCAAGCUCAAUGCACGUUGAUCGCCUGAAUCUACGUGAAAAAGACGACCAUCAUCACCACCACCAUCAUCAAACUCAUCAGCAACAUCAUCAUAGUCAUCAUCAACAACACAGCCGUCCACUUCGAACAGCGACACCUAGUGAAAUGUCGGAGGAACAUGAUAUGACCCAUGCCAAUGACCACAUGCUGGGUGACGUCAUGUGCCCAGGGUUUCUCUUUGACUCUACAACAUCCAGUACUAUUGUGGAAAUUCUGGAAGAUGGCAAGACAAUGAAGGUUAAGCCGAACAAAGGCAACACAACGAGAAGAACAGGUCGAGAGCAAGGCAGAUUUGCACUUUUUCGAGGUGCAAUGGGAACACGCCCAUUCCAGAAGUCGGGGUUGUACUAUUUCGAAGUGGGCGUGGUUUUCAAAAUAUCAAAGUUGAUUCGCCAAGAACACGUUUUUGAGGUAGCUCUUGCAAAGCUUGAAUGCAUCGAUCGCCACCCAUCUGUUGACUGCCAUCCAUAUGCUUGGAGUAUAAGCGCACGUGGUUGUCAUGUGUGCGGGAAGGUGUGUCUGCAGGCGUGGCAUAACGGUCAGCUCCUGUCCCACAUGGCUAUAUGCCCUCGCACAAAAUCACCUCCAGGAACGUUCAAUCGUUUAUAUUACGGAUUUCUUCUAGAUGCGGACCGCAGACAUUGGAUAAUUAUCGACGUCAAAAAUAAGAAAGUUGUCUUCCGGUUUAAAAAUCUCGUUGUAUCCGAGAUGUCGGAACCGUUAUGGCCUGUAUUCGGUCUUGGGAACUCGGAAGCCGUCUCGACUGUAAUGACACUGAAAACGGGGCGUGUGAUUGACAGUGUCCCGGAAGAGGCCCUUGAAGCGCUUGCACCUUAAUCACCAAUAGGAACAUCUCGGCUAUUAUACGUUCCUUAUCCGAAGUUUGACGGAAAGGACCGAGACGUUGCGAUUGCUAAAUCACGAAUGAACAGUAUAUCUUUAUUGUAGAAGUUAAUAGUAUCCAAACACAAUUUGCUUUUUACAUUCAGGGAAUACAUUUAUUGGUUAUAUUGUACACAUAAUUAAUGAUAUAUUUAAAUAUAUCUCUUAAAUUCAUCUGCUACAGUUUUAUAUUAUUGUUCGAUUCCUGAUUGAUUGAUUGACUAAUUAAUUAAUCAAUCAAAGAGUGGUUUCGUGUAGUUUGGCAAGGCACGCCCUGUGAGAAGUAUUUAAAUAAAUAAUAAGUGUUGAAAUAUUUUAUAUGUGUAAUCUCUGUUAUGUAAUUUUGAUUUUAUGAGCGUUCAUUUAACAAAUAUUUUAUGUUGCUCUUUGUCAUAUCGAUUCUUGUAACGUACGGAAAGUUACGAAAGUUUCCGAAUUUUCACAGUAUUGUGUGUCAUGCAGCUUUAGCUUUUACAUUGACUGAUGUGUGUGGUUUUCAAUGUAUCAAAAUAAUAAAAUAUAUUCAAAAUCAA
Ruditapes philippinarum (Manila clam) is the source of this 3236-nucleotide messenger RNA. RefSeq lists its product as uncharacterized. Bases 1 to 2658 code for a protein of 885 amino acids. Lineage: Eukaryota; Metazoa; Mollusca; Bivalvia; Venerida; Veneridae. The record is from RefSeq and is a predicted model, not a curated record. Gene Ontology annotation, molecular function: zinc ion binding. The transcript is spliced from 7 exons.